ACCAAAAUGUAUUCUUUUUAUUUACAUUUUAUUUUUACCGUUUAUUUUUUUCAGGGUUUUUGCACAUACAUACUUAUUAGUAUAUGUCAGUAUGUGCAAAUAAAACGUUUUUUGACUUUCAAAGUAAACGUCAUAGACUCAUAGCUAAACCGAUAGAAAUUGGGAAUUGACGUUUUUUGAAACUUCUUUGACAAAAAAAUAUGGCCUUGAAUUUAAGGGAAACGAUGUUCUGCCAGUUUCACAAUCCUUUACCCAAAACCAAAGGGAAAAGUGGGGAUGACGAGCGAGUCGGUUUCUGUCUGAAUGCGGAGUUCCGGACGCUUGGGACGGGAAAAGAAGAUGCUUUAUUUCUGGCUGUCACAAACGGGGUUUGCGCAUGGAUUGCUUUGGUGCGUGAUGCUGACUUCGAGAAUCUUGUGAAUGGAUGUCGUUUGGGUUCUUUUGAAACGUUCCGUUCUCACACAGUUAAUGCGUUCAACCAGACCAAAGAUCCCGCUGCGCAGUUCGAAUACCUCAUCGAAGCCAAAGUUAUAAAAAACGGAGAAGAGUUAGAGGUUAAGUGGAGAUUACGGCAAGGUGGCGUAUCCCAGCUGAUUGGACAAGCUUUGUUGUUUAAAUCAUCCAAUUCGUCGGAAAUCAAUUUUCGUUUUAUACAGUCUGCGUUAUCAAGUGCAAGUAUAUGGGAAUAUCAGACUACUCAGUUGGAAAAAGAAUUACACGAGUUGAUCGAAGCAGAGAAUAGAUGGAGCGAGCUGCGGACAAUGCCGGAUAUUUCACAGCAGAUUACUGAACGGACUGUUGAGAUUUUGAACGAAGCAAAGCGCCGCAAUCGGGAGCUUGGAGGUUCCACGGAAGGAUUUGCAAAAGCUUGGCAGCAGGCCACGCAGCAUACUGAAGUGGAGUGACACGAAAUGCCGUACUGCAGAAACAGCGGAUACUUAAUUUUUUCGUCGUAACGUUGUGAUCUCAUGUUUAUCGAAUAUUCCUGAAUUCCAUGCGCUUUGGCUUUUUUAUGUACAGUAUGAUUCUGUUCGGCGUGGUACUAUCAGAUUUUUUAGCUAGGUCAGAACUUGUAACAAACCUAUGUUCGGCGUAAGAUUAUUGAAGUUUAAGAUUAAGAGCAGCAAUACAUUGUGAUUCUGUGAAUGCGAUUGGUUCUUAGCGUAGGCUGUUCAGCCUGUUCUGUAGGAUACAUGAGCUGUGGCCCGAAACCACGAAGAAACGAUUAUAAUUUUUUAAUC
This is a messenger RNA of Paramacrobiotus metropolitanus, 1241 nucleotides long. RefSeq lists its product as uncharacterized. NCBI's taxonomy places the organism in Eukaryota, Metazoa, Tardigrada, Eutardigrada, Parachela, Macrobiotidae. The record is from RefSeq and is a predicted model, not a curated record. The coding region runs from base 201 to 905 and encodes 234 amino acids. The transcript is spliced from 4 exons.